Molecule: messenger RNA, 2235 nt
Organism: Malassezia sympodialis ATCC 42132
Lineage: Eukaryota; Fungi; Basidiomycota; Malasseziomycetes; Malasseziales; Malasseziaceae
Gene: TAF6
Exons: 4
Coding region: 1-2235 (744 amino acids)
Biological process (GO): RNA polymerase II preinitiation complex assembly; transcription initiation at RNA polymerase II promoter
Cellular component (GO): SAGA complex; SLIK (SAGA-like) complex; transcription factor TFIID complex
Molecular function (GO): protein heterodimerization activity; RNA polymerase II general transcription initiation factor activity; transcription coactivator activity
Source: RefSeq, a predicted model, not a curated record
AUGUCCUUUAACGAUUUAGAGCAGGCGCGCGGUGUCGCGGAUUCUCCUACCGUGCGCGAAGGGGGAAGUCGAAUGUUUGCUAGUCAAGCAGAAACUCCAGAAUUCAUGCAACUUACUGAUCGUGUCGGCCUUCAUAUUUUCAGAAUCAAUGCUAAUGUUUCGACACUGCAAAAGUUGGAUAGGCGGCUGCAAGAUGCUCAUGAGCUUGGUCAAAGUAAAACCGAUGAACUGAUGAAGCAGUUUGCGGACUUGUGUGAGCAAACUCGAGGAAUUGUGAAAGACUCCACGGAAGACAUCAAAACACUGAACGCCUACUCUUUCCACAGCUAUGGUGGCGUGAAGCGAUCGUCGCCAUCGCGUUUGCUCCAGUCUAAGCUUCAGAAGGACUUUCAAGAUGCAAUUAAAUCAUUCCAAAUGAUCCAAAAGUCUGGAAUUCGCAAAGAGAAAGUAGCGCUGGCCUAUGCUAAACAACAAGGAAACGAAGCGAAUGGGAUGGAGUUCCAAAUGCAAGACCAGUCUGACUCCUCAAUGCAGCCUAUGCAAAUUCAAGUUCAGUCGCAAAAGAUUUCUCAAGAAGAGCUUGACUUUCAAGAGUCUCUAAUAGCCGAACGCGAAGCUGAAAUUCGCGAAAUCGAACAGGGUGUCCAAGAACUGAACGAAAUUUUUCGUGAUCUGAGCCAUAUGGUCCAAGAACAGGGCGGUAUGAUCGAUAAUAUCGAAUACAAUAUCGGAAAUUUGGCUACGAAUGUGCAUGGUGCUGAUCGCGAACUCCUACAGGCACACGACUAUCAACGAAGAAGGUGCAGGGCAAUCCCACUCGUCAUGGCUUUGUGGAGGCAAUAUUUCGUCGCUUCCACCAUGUCGAACCCACCCGGGAAGCGGCAGGCAACUGGCUCUAGUUUCUCAAACGUCAACUCGUCGGCCAAUUCUUUCGGACCUAACAUCCCAACAUCUGUGUAUCCGAAAGAUACAAUAAAAGAUGUGGCUGAAUCGCUCGGAAUCAUGAACUUGCGGGAUAACAUUGCCAUGGCUCUUGCUACAGAUGUUGAGUAUCGUAUCCGUGAUAUUGUUCAGAGUGCUAGCGGCAAGAAACAGGGUGCUUGGUUUCGAAGUGUACCUACGCCGUCAAGUUCUCAACUCUUUGUUAUGGAAGAUGAAGAAAUCGAUUUUGACAAGAUUUUAGAGCAUGGCCCCACUGUUGGUGUCGGUCGAGGUGUUGGUUGGCAUGCCCAUUGGCUUGCUAUCGAGGGUAUCCAGCCUCCUGUGCCCGAGAACCCCGUUUUCUUAGCACGGAAGUCAGCAAGUGUCGAAGAAGGCACCUUUGCUGAUACCGAUGAUGCUGCAGCAAAUCUGUCUGGUACAGAUGUUAAGCCAUUAGUCAAGCAUGUGCUUUCUCGGGAGCUUCAGCUAUAUUACGAGCGUCUCACUUCCUCGAUUCUUAGUCCCCCAUCAGAAGCCAAGGCCGAAGAAAACAUUUCUCUCCCAAGUGAUGAUGCUCCAUUGGAUGACUAUGCCCAGAUUUCCAGUGGUAACCUUGUUCGUGACGCUGCCUUGGCUAGUCUCCGUGGUGAUGCAGGGAUUCAUCAACUCGUGCCCUAUCUUAUUCAGUGGCUCCAUCAACUCAUGCCCUCUGUGCUUUCCAUUCUCCUUGCUUCGUACUUUGGCUCUCCUAGUGAAGAGCAGGUCAAUAAUGAGGCUCUCAGCCUGCGCAUCUACGCCUCUGCGUUGCUCGUGUUUGUGAUUGACCACUUUGCAAAGUCGUAUCCCACUCUCAAGUCCCGAGUGGUGGCAACACUUCUCCAGGCCCUUCUUGCAGAUGUUGAUGAUGGUACUGCUAAAGAUGCAAUAGAAGCCUCGGGUUCUCUGGAUGCUAAACUGGGUGCUCUUAUUGGUUUGAGAAAAUUGGGACCCUCGAGCUUCCGCUCGCUUCUCAGCCCCAUCGGUGUAUUGUCUGGCUCCACCUCUGAUGAAAAGGCCAGGACGGUGCCUCUCAAAGUGAUAGGUGUCUGGUUGGAGAAAGUGUCACAAGACGAAAACGUGUCAAAAAUUAACUACGAGAAGCUAUUGCAAGAAAUUAAGGCCGGUUUGGUUAGUAUUGGAGAGGGUUCUGUGCAAAGCAGUGCUAGUGACAAGGAGGCAUUGACAGAACGGUUUGGAUCGUUCUGGGUGGAACUUUUGAAAGAAAACGACACAGCUUUGUUGGGACUUUCCUAUGAACUCAAUAUAGAAGAAUAA